CGGUGGCGGAUUCCCAUCGCAGACCAAGAUGGCGGCCGCUCGGGCAGCCGGCUCGGCUCGGUGACUGACGGGGGAGACGCGUCUGUUUCAGCCGGACAGCAGCGACCGCGGAGCGGAGAGAAACCCCGGCCAACAGCGCAGCUCCGGCCGCCCGGACCGUCGGACCGCUGCCCUGGGCGGCGUUGCCACAGCAACAGACCCGGAGACGGCGGACCGAGAAGUUGCGCGCGAGGGCAGUUCUAACGUUCGUUACCGGGCAGUUGGCGGGGAUGGGAAAUGAUGGAGGACAAAGGCCCUCGUGUAGCCGACUACUUUGUGGUGGCUGGUCUAACAGACCCAUCCACACCUUUGGACCAGGAGAUCCACUUUGAUGAUGUCUGUCACAAGACGGCCAAGCCGAAAGCCCCCAUCACCGAUGUGACGGUGGUGAUCCGCUCCAUCGGCGAGGAGGUUCCUCCGGGGUACACCUGCAUAGAGGCCACGCCCACCGGCCAUUCAGCCGACCUUAACAACGGUGGCCUCAUGGUGCCGCAGAUCUUCCUGUGCUACAGGCGAGGCCGCGACAAGCCGCCACUCACAGACUUGGGUGUGCUGUUUGAGUGGAAGGAGCGGCUGAAGCAGGGCUGCCACCUCGUCCAGACCACGCCCUCCGGUCGUCCAGCCAACAUCAGCGGAAACUCCUCCCAGCGCAUCUACAUCACCUACCGCCGCGCAUCCGAGUGCCAGCCACACGCCGCUCUGGCCCUCACCGACAUCUGCAUCAUUAUCCCCAGCAAGGGGGAGUCGCCCCCGCACACUUUCUGCAAGGUGGAUAGGAAUCUGAACAGCAGCAUGUGGGGCUCCUCGGUCUACCUGUGUUACAAGAAGUCUGUGGCCAAAACCAACACAAUCGCGUAUAAAGCAGGUUUAUUCAGCAGAUAUCCAGAGGAGGACUACGAGUCUUUCCCCCUGCCAGAGUCGGUCCCUCUCUUCUGCCUUCCCAUGGGGGCCACGAUCGAGUCGUGGCCUGCAAACACCAAAUACUCCCUGCCCGUCUUUUCCAUCUUUGUCCUAACCGGAGCCUCUGGAGAGAAGGUGUAUGGUGCCGCCAUCCAGUUCUACGAGCCCUACCCAGAGGAAUGCCUGACCGAUCAGCAGCGCUCCCAGCUGGGCCUCCUGAGCCCGGACCGACCCAAAUCCUCCCCCGGUGCCGCCGACGGCAGCAAGAGCAGCGCCGCCGAGCCCCGCUCAGUCCACACCAACAAGUGCAUCUGCCUGCUCUCCCACUGGCCCUUCUUUGAUGCUUUCCGGAAGUUCCUAACAUUCCUCUACCGCUACUCCAUCUCAGGCCCACACGCUCUUCCCAUCGAGAAGCACAUCUCUCACUUCAUGCACAAAGUUCCCUUCCCAUCCUCCCAGAGGCCUCGCAUCUUGGUGCAGCUUUCCCCACAUGACAGCCUGAUGUUGAGCCAGCCCGUGUCCUCUCCUUUACCCCUCAGUGGCGGUCGAUUUUCCACGCUGCUCCAGAACCUCGGACCAGAGAAUGCCGUCACCUUGCUGGUGUUUGCCGUGACUGAACAUAAGAUCCUCGUCCACUCGUUACGGCCGGCGGUUCUGACCAGCGUCACUGAGGCUUUGGUGUCUAUGAUCUUCCCGUUCCACUGGCCGUGUCCGUAUAUCCCGCUGUGCCCCCUGGCGUUGGCUGACGUGUUGAGCGCCCCCUGUCCGUUCAUUGUAGGCGUGGACUCGCGCUACUUUGAUCUGUACGACCCCCCGCCUGACGUGAGCUGCGUGGACCUGGACACAAACACCAUCUUCCAUAAUGAAGAUAAGCGAGCUCUCACAUGGAAGAUCCUGCCAAAGAAAGCCUGUAAAAACCUGAUGAAUGUGCUGAGCAAUCUCCACCAGCAGCUCGUCGAUGGUCAGUGCCGGCCUGAUGGCUUGGUGGAGCUGAGCAUGAGUGACUCUCCGGAGCUGAGCUCUGGGAAGAGUCUCCACACGCUGGAGCUGGAGAUCCAGGAAGCAUUCCUGCGCUUCAUGGCGGCGAUUUUGAAGGGCUACCGCUCCUUCCUGCGGCCCAUCACCCAAGCACCGUCAGAGAAAGCCACAGACGCAAGCUCACUCUUUGACUUGCAAGGGUUCUUGAAGAGCCGUGAUCGCUCACACCAGAAGUUCUACUCUCUGAUGACCAAGACCCAGAUGUUCAUCCGCUUCAUCGAGGAGUGCUCUUUUGUCAGCGACAAAGAUGCCAGCCUUGCCUUCUUUGACGACUGUGUGGAAAAACUUUACAAUUCAGAUCGGAAUGCGGAAAAAGGAGGGAAGGUGGACGGCGACAGGCAGGAGGAGACCAGGCUGAUAGAGAUUGAUGAAUCCCAGCGCAGUGAGCACACAGUCUUCAUCACACCUCCAGAGCUGCCCCCUCUGCCAGAGGGAGAGGAGCACCCGCUGUGUUACAGGUACGAUGGUUUCCCAGUGUUGAGUCUGGACUUGUUUGACCCCAUGGAGGGCCUGCGGACGCCCCGCUCCCGCCUCGCUGCCAGGCACAGCUGUCCCACCAGCCCCGCCCCCAUGUUCAGACGCACCAAGCAGGAGAUCAAAUCAGCCCAGAAGAUAGCCAAGAAGUACUCGUCCAUCCCCCAGCUGUGGUCCAAGUGCCUGCUCCGGCACUGCUACGGCCUGUGGUUCAUCUGUCUGCCAGCUUACGUGAAGGUCUGUCACUCCAAGGUCCGGGCGCUUCGCACCGCCUACGACGUGCUCAGGAAGAUGCAGGCAAAGAAGCUGCAACCUCCUGAUGAGGUCUGCUACCGGGUGCUGAUGCAGCUGUGUGGGCAGUACGGACAGCCCGUCCUUGCUGUCAGGGUCCUCUUUGAGAUGAAGAAGGCGGGGGUUCACCCCAAUGCCAUCACCUACGGCUACUACAACAAGGCGGUGUUGGAGAGCACGUGGCCCUCCAGCACCAGAGGAGGAUACUUCCUGUGGAUGAAGCUCAGAAAUGUCAUUGUGGCCACGGCGCAGUUCAAACAGGCCCUACGCCGACAUGCACCCUUCACCCAGAGCCCCCUGUCAGAUGGCAGUGACCUGGACGCCGAGAGUCACGGCAGCCUGGAUAGUUCUGCCGACACUAACCCGGCCGAGCAGGGCCCCUACACCUCUGACUCCGUCAAAGUAGAACCCACUGACGAUAGAUCUAGCACAGUCGGCCGUGGGGGUGGCGGCGUGGGCGCCAGGCCCGGGGGGGCCCACUCACACUGGGGGGGCUCUGAGCUCAGAGAAGCCGCUCUCCACCCAGGAGACCAGUCAGACCUGGGUUAUAACUCCCUGUCCAAGGAGGAGGUUCGGAGAGGAGAGCCCGCACCCCAGGACUCCGCCCCGGACAAAGAUGACAAGAAAGAGAGCGACAGCAGCUCCUUGUCAGAAACAGAUAGUACCAAGGGAAGUAAGGACUUCCUCCCUCAGCUGGACCUGGAGAUCAGUUCCUCCUUCAGACCACGAGGGAUUGUUCGCAGCAGUUAUCCGUACGAUGAUUCCUCCUGCAAACCCAAGAGCUCAGCCAGUGCAGGCCACGUCGCAGGUCUCCUCUUCACCACCUCACUGGAUGAGAUCGCUGAGGUUCACAACAACAGUUUGCUCAGGAGACACAGGAGUGCUCUGGAGGAGGUGGUGGGCAGCUCGGGCAGCGGCUCCGCUCUGGACUGGCAGGGCGGGCGGCGGCGGCGCCUGAGCGGAGACACCGUGUGCAGCAGCGGCAGCGGUCACACCGUCCUCGGCCUCGCCAUGAGCCAGGCGGAAACAGACCCGGAGAAGAUCGCUGGGCAUUUAGGUGCAGACGCCAAAAUCCUCUCCUGUGCCAGUCACAGCGAGAGUGAAAGGUUUCAUACUGUGCCUCUCGGUGGGUUAGAGGGAUUAGCUGCUAAGACGAACACGCGCAGGAGUGAACACAGGGACGUGGAAGAGGAAGUGGAGGAGCUGGACUCCAGUGAUGAGGAGAGGAAUAAUCCCGACGCAAUCUUUGACUUGGAGGAUCUGGAUUCAGACAAACCCGCCACUGGAGCCAAACUUCAUAAGCAACGUGUUAAAGCCAGCGCCAGCUACGGAGCAGCGGCCGCCGCGGCGUCCAAAGGCGCAAUCAAGCGCACAGGCAUCGAAACGGGCUUCGACCCGCUUUCUCUCCUGGCAGCAGAGACAAAGUCUGAGCAACGAGAUGCUGAUCAGUAUCCAGAUGGGGACGAGGCCAGUACGCCCAGCGCUCGAAGGAACCUGGCCAGGGAGAUCGAGCUGUACAUGAACCAGAUGGACAGCCCGCUGAGCAGCCGCACGCCCAGCAUGGACCUGCAGGACCCGACCAGCCCUCUGCUGCUGCACCCGCCCUCCAUCCCCGCCCUGCGCAGAUCCAGCCUGCCUCACGCCUCCCCCGUCAGGACAGGAGGGAUGCCGCGCUCCCGCACCUUUCACCAGGCCUCCUCCUCCCAGCCCAUCUCGCGGCAGCGCCUGUGGUCGUCACCGUCCUGCCAGAGCUCCAGUCCCAGCCCCCGGCCCAGCCCGCUCAGGGAGAAGGCUGACGGCAUCAGUCUGGCGUCGCCGUCACCGUCCUCGUCCGCUUUUGCUCUGGACACCCUGCUCACGCCAACGCUGGACGUGUUCAAGACCAGUGUCUUCUCCGCUGGGAAGGGCGUGGCGGAGAAAGCCAGCCGCUGGUAUUCUCGUCUCGCCACCUACACAACACCCACCAAGGACAGUAACGGGGACCGUCUGAGCGUUUGCUCCCUCGAUGUCGGAGAUCCAGACUGCUCCUCCCUGCUGGAUGAAGAAGGCGGAGGGGAGUCGAGGUAUUCGUUGGUGUCUCCACAGAACAACGGCCCCUCACGGCCCCGCAGGAGCCCCAGACGCAGCCCCCUCCACAGCCGGCUGCAGAGCCCCACGGCCGGCUGCAGCCUCGGGAGACCCACGUCCCUGCUGCCCGGAUGCGUCGUCUCUCCACCCGCCUUCCAGCUACCAGACAAGUCAGAGCUGAGCUCUUCACGCUACACAAGCAACACCAGCAUCUUCAACAACUACGCCAUGGAGCUGCUGAUCUCCAGCUGCUCUCGCUGUAAGACGUGCGACUGCCUGGUGUACGACGAGGAGAUCAUGGCCGGCUGGACGGCAGACGACUCCAACCUGAACACCACCUGUCCCUUCUGUGGAAACCCCUUCCUGCCCUUCCUCAACGUGGAGAUCAGGGACAUGCGGGGACCCGGCAGGCUGUACUUGAAGGGCAGCCCGUCCCUGGACGAGGCCAUGACGUCAUCCUGCUCUGCUUCCACAGGCCUGAACACGGGGACGUCCACCGUGUCCACGCCCUGUCCCACCACAGCCGUGUCCCCUCCCUCCCCCACCGCCGCUGGGCAGGACUGCUCUGGAAGGAACCGGCUGGCCAAGGCUCAAGGGAUCAACAUCCCCACAGAUCGCCGCCACGGGCAGCUGUCCUCCGGGCCCAUGACCCGCAGCAUCAGCGCCUUCGGCCCUCUGGAGGAAACGGCUCCAUUCAGCCGCUUCCUGCCAACGUCGGGCAGCCUGCCCACUCGCCUCAAUGAAGCUACGGACCCCCUGAAUAUGGACUGGCAGCUCCACAACCCCGAGCCGGUGACGGUUCCCUAUCUGAGCCCACUGGUGCUGUGGAAGGAGCUGGAGAGUCUGCUGGAGAACGAGGGCGACCCGGUGAUCACGGAGGCCGACAUGGUGGACCAUCAUCCCAUCAUCUACUGGAAUCUGGUGUGGUACUUCAGACGGCUGGACCUGCCCAGCAACCUGCCCGGCCUCAUCCUCACCUCGGAGCACUGCAACAGAGACUCCCAGAUCCCUCGUCACUGGAUGUCAGAGGACAGUAAACAUGUCCUGAUCCAGAUCCUGUGGGACAACCUGAAGCUGCACCAGGACCCCAUCCAGCCUCUCUACAUCCUCUGGAACACAUACAGGCUUAAUUGUACUCUGUUGUUAGAGAAUGUGGGCUACCCUCUGUCCCGGCCGGUCCCGGAGGAGGAGAAGCCGUUCAGCGAGGAGCUGCUGCAGAGCGUGGUGAAGAGCAUCCAGAGGAACGACGUGAGCCGGCCCAUGGCUCAGCUGCUGCAGCUGCUGGGACGGACCGUCGGGGUCAAGCGGCAAAGGAGUUUGUACCGGGACAUCCUCUUCCUCUCCCUGGUGGCGCUGGGAAAAGAUAACAUCGAUGUUGACGCCUUCGAUCGGGAGUACAAGCUGGCGUACGACCGCCUGGCGCCCACCCUGGUGAAGCUGACCCACAACUGUGACCGGCCUCCCAGCACGGGCGUCAUGGAGUGUCGCAGGACGUUCGGAGAGCCGUACCUGUGAACCGCCACACCUAACUCCUCCUCCUCAUCACCAUCAUCGUCAUCAUCGUCGCUGUUCGAUCAGCUCAGGAAACCGUCUGAGGACAGUAAAUGUGCACUACGGUGGCGCUGGGGUCUGUAAUGUAACCGGAAGUUUGACUUCAUCUCAGUUUAUCGACGACAGAAACGCUCUUAGGCACCACUUCAUCCACCGUCGUCGAUCACCCGGUGUCUGGAAAUCCUGUGAAUAUUACACAGUUUUACUGUAAAUACUGAGAAGUAGAGCAUUUUUUUAAAGCCACAUUUAUAUUGUAUAGUCACACAUCAUAUAAAGACUAAUAAUGGCAAUAUUUUAACUUGAACUCUAUUUAUAUAAAGUCGCUGUAUUUAUUGUAGUGUCGUCUUCGUUUGGGCCGUUUUACCACGUGUCGUCGUCGCUUCGCCGUUUAAGCCAGGCGGCCUGAAAACUCGUCAUCCAGGUGUUUGUAGUCUGUUUUAAACGGCGUCUUGUGCUUUGAGUCGACACAUUUCAACAAAAGAGGACUUUUAAACUAUUAACUGGGUCAAAGUACCGUAAAGAAGGAGCAGAUGUUUCCUAAAUCAGUUGUUUCAUGGCUGCAGCUUCUGCUCAACAACCGCUGGUCUCAGCCGCUUCAAUGUGAAAUCUUUUCUUUUUAAGCUGCCUCGAAUGUUCAAUAUGCAGCGCUUGACGUCCGCUCGGCUUCUCUUCAUUUUACUUUCAUGAAAAGUUUCCUAUUUGACUGCAGAUGUGAAUCGCAUUCACAUAAAAAAGGACUUCCGUCAACGUGAUUCAGUGCAGCCAGAAAACUGUCUGAGCCCUUGUCAGUUCAGUGUGACAUUCAAGCACAGGUCACGCUGAUUUAUAUUCAUUUAAUCAGAUAAAAUCACCUCUGUCCUCUCGAGUACAGUGAAGGUCGAUAACCAACGUUAAUAAUCAAGAACACAUAGAUGAUGAGACUAAAAAACGAGUGUCCCGGGUGUCGGGUCAUUCAUGAGAGCGCGUUCACAUCUGUACGAAACUGCCUGUUUGGUUUGUGUUUUCCUUAAAUAUUUAACUUCUAGUUGACCCGCACUUCUGCCUCUUAAAGCAGCACAAAAGAGUUUUUGUAAUUUUAAGACGGUUGCUCUUGUGGUCUCCCGUCUCCGUCUGCAAAGCCCAGCUGGAGGAACUCUGAACUCCCGGCCCGCUCGUCUCUUGUGACAACACUUUAGGGCGCCAAGCUAAACAUAAACAAUAAAAGCAGCUCACGGAUGAAAGGAGAUUAAGAGACUCAAGUAGUUAAUGAUGGAAGAGAAAAUGAGCCAGAAGGAGACGAAACAAGGGGAAUGGUGUGGACUAAAAAUGACAAACGUUCCUUUUGUGCUGCUUUAACAAAGCAAACAUCAGUGUUGAUCGUCUUUGUACGAGUGAAGACACAAAGCGCUGCCAUGAAUGUUCGUAAAAGUCUGUUUUCAUGUGGGGGGGGUACGUAACGAUGGUACGACAACAUCCUGCAUCGGGUUCAGACCAAACUUUGUUUCCAGAAAGAAAGUUUAAAAGGCAAACUUCAGUUGAAUGUGCAGAUGUCGUUUUGUCUUGUGUUGCAUCUGAUUUUAUAAUAAAUCUGAAUGUUUCUUGAUCGUGCAGACGAAGAUUUAAGCCUGUUUGAGACGACUUAAAUCUCAGAUCUCUUCCGCUCAGGGUUAAGAAUCAGUUUCAUCUGAAAGUGAAUGAAUUUGUCAUUUCUUUGUUUAGCUGAUCAAACAUCUGGAGAGCUGAGGAAAAGACAAAAACUGUCAAAGAAGAGCUGUAGUUUACACCCAGCUGGCCCUUCUUACCUCCAGCUCCACGAAUUAAAACAAGACUUUUAAUUAAACUCUGGAAGAAUGUCAGUAGUUAACACAUAAAUCCAGAUUAUACAGAAUUUAUAUAUAAUUAAGGGGCAAAUUCAGAACCUUCAUUCUGAAUUAUUAUUUUUUAAUAAUAAUUAAAAAAAAUAUUUUAAAUUUAAGUAACAUCCAGAUGUUAUUCAUCUGAAUCCUUCCAAGAUUUUUUCCUGGAAGAAAACAGAGAGGAAGAGUUAAGUUCUUCUCUGAAGAGUCUCCACAAUUAACUGUUCUCACACUAAAGUCAGCUCGUCCUUUUAUUUUAGUCGUAUUUCCUCUCAGCUGUCAGUGCUGGUAUCCAAGAGAGUGAUGAAUUACAGUCCGAUUGUUGUAUAAAAGUAAAGCUUGAGUGGUGCGACGGCAGUCGUGCCAUAAAGUAUUGAUGAAUGUGUAACUGGAUUCCAACUGAAAAUGCAGUGAAAAUGCUUUUGCUGUAUAAUCAUUGAUCCAUUGACCCAUCACUGGGUGCAGAUACUCAUUUUGGAAGUGAGUCGUGUUUUUAAAACAGUUCAAACUUUGAAGACUGUGUGAGAUUCUAUUGACGAAGCACUAAUCUGAACUCUGGCCUCAACUGGAUUCUGACGCAUCGUUGGCGUCCAGCAGGGACGGACAUUUGGACACGUGUUCACGUUUGUUUCUGAAUCUGACGUUGCUUCAGUUGAAGGAGGACCCCUGAGCUCAAACUCCUGGAGGUCUCAUGAGACUCAACGAGAGACUGAUGACUGGAAGAAGAAACUAAACUGGAAAAGUCAACAAGGGCCGGGGACCAGCUGGUCCAGGAGGACACAUGGACGCAGUAAAGUAAAGGACUGUCGGCUUCAUUCACCCCUUGUAAAAAUCACAUUUUUAUAAAGGUUUAUUUGCUUUUAGAUGUGUGGAAGGUUGUGUACGGCAGCCGGAUGUCCAAGUCUGUACCUGUAAAU
This is a messenger RNA of Cololabis saira (Pacific saury), 9112 nucleotides long. Its product is annotated as C-myc promoter-binding protein-like. The transcript has 35 exons. NCBI's taxonomy places the organism in Eukaryota, Metazoa, Chordata, Actinopteri, Beloniformes, Belonidae. The coding region runs from base 277 to 6324 and encodes 2015 amino acids. Gene Ontology annotation, cellular component: cytoplasmic vesicle. Gene Ontology annotation, molecular function: protein binding. Gene Ontology annotation, biological process: regulation of Rab protein signal transduction. The record is from RefSeq and is a predicted model, not a curated record.